Molecule: messenger RNA, 567 nt
Organism: Acanthocheilonema viteae
Lineage: Eukaryota; Metazoa; Nematoda; Chromadorea; Rhabditida; Onchocercidae
Source: the annotation of a GenBank genome assembly
AUGGUUGUAUGGUUGAUGGAUACAGUAGAUGGUUCAGGACGAGAUACGACGCGUUAUCUUUCGUGGGCUGAUGUUUACAUUAUCGUAUAUGAUAUAACAUCACAAUUAUCUCUGCAAUACGCAGAAUCGACAAUGCAACAGAUUUCAACCCAUGAACAUCAUCUUUGCUCACGGCAGCAUAAAUGCUUACUUGUGGGAAAUAAGACUGAUCUUGAACGUUAUCGUCAGGUGAGUGAAUCAGAUGGUGAAAAGUUAGCAAAACGAUUUGGUGUGAUGUUUGGUGAGAUCUCAGCUAUAGAUGAAUGGGAACGAGUUGCUGCACUUUUCAGACGUCCAAUUACUGUGGUCUUAACUGAUCGAUCCAAAAGACGUAGUCCCUCUCCACGACUUUGUUCUUCUGAUUCUGAAAUUGCUUCUUCAAUGAACAAAAAUGCAUUUUCAAUGAAGAGUUCCGGUCGUUGCAGUACAUUCGGCCUUCGUUCGAAAAGUCCGAAAAGUGUUGACAUGGUCAAAAUGCCUUCAUCAAAGAAAAGUGGUCACAAGUUGUUAAAACUUUUCCAUAACUGA